AUGGAGGAGAUGCUGAUCUGGGAGCAGCACACGGUGACGCUGAGCAAGGACCCUCAACGGGUGACCGGGGACACAGCGGUGGUCGUUUCGGAUGUGGUGUCGGGGGGACCGGCAGUGGGCCAGCUCCAGAGGAAGGAUCACAUUGUGAUGGUGAACGGCCUUUCCAUGGACAAUGUCUCGUCCUCCUUUGCCAUCCAGACACUUAAAACCUGUGGCAAGAUCGCCAACAUCACACUAAAAAGACCGAGGACAGUCCACGUCCCUGUGAGCAAGAGCAGCCCCGGGUCCCCCACUGCGCCCAGGCGCUAUGACUCGGACGAGGACCACGGGUCGCACGGUGCGGAUCCAGCCCUGCACCGCUCCCGGGAUGACCUGGACCACAGCCAGGGCUACGACGGGGACUCGUCCAGCGAGAGGAGCUCUGGCCACCACCAGGAUGACCGCCGCCACCACAAGCCAUUGUCCCGGAGCCGGAGGCGAAGCCAGGACAGCAACCACUGGAGACAGAGCCCUGGCAGCGGCUCCGAGACCAACGGGCUGGCCCUGGUGUCGGGCUUCAAGCGGCUGCCGCAGCGGGAUGUGCCAGUGAAGCCCAUCACGUCGGUCCUGGUGAAGCAGAAGCAGAACGAAGAGUAUGGCCUGAAGCUGGGAAGUCAGCUCUUCAUCAAGCACAUAGUGGAGAGCGGGUUGGCAGCCAAGAACGGCUCUUUGCAGGAGGGAGAUCUCAUCCUGAAGAUCAAUGGGGUGGCCAGCGAGGACAUGUCCCUGGCUGACACCCAGCAGCUCAUCGAGCGCACAGAGGGGAUCCUGACGCUGCUCGUCCUCCGGGACCACCGACAGUUCCUGGUCAACAUCCCAGACACAGGAGACAGCCAGAGCGACAGCUCUCGGAUGGAUGAUAUCUCUGACAUCGACUCUGAGCUGUCCCAUCCGCCAUCUCCUGAGAUGUCCUCACAACCUCCAGCUGCCGUCAGGAUCAAUUCACCACCGGAGAGAAGGCGAUCAAAGAGGGACCCUGCAGCUGACACGGUUGUGGAUUAUGCUGGAGAAUCUGUGGCUCAGCCCCCGCAGCCACCUCCUGGACAAGCCCUCCUUCCUGCAGGCCUGCUGGAAGCUGUGGAGGGGGAUAGCAGCCACGGCCCCCAUGCCAGUCCCCGUGCCCAAGCUGCCCACAAAGAUGGAUACAGCGCUGACUCCAGGGUCGUGCACUUCGUGAAGGCCAAGAGCAUUGGGCUGCGGCUGGCCGGUGGCAAUGACGUGGGCAUCUUUGUGUCAAGCGUCCAGGAGGGGAGCCCAGCUGAGAGCCAGGGCAUCCGGGAAGGGGACCAGAUCCUGCAGGUGAAUGACACCAGUUUCCAGAGACUGACCCGUGAGGAGGCUGUGGAGUAUCUCAUGAGCCUGCCGCCGGGUGAGGACAUCACAUUGUGGACCCAGAGCAAGCAGGAUAUUUACAGGAAGAUGAUCUCGUCCAACGUGGGCGACUCGUUCUACAUCCGGACACACUUUGACUUCGAGAAGGACACGCCAUCAGGGCUCAGCUUUGUCCGUGGGGACGUCUUCCACGUGCUGGACACCAUGUACCGGGGCAGGCUGGGGAACUGGCUGGCUGUGCGCAUGGGCAGGGACCUGCAGGAGCAGGACAAGGGCAUCAUCCCCAACCGGAGCAGGGCCGAACAGAUCGCCAGCCUGGAGUCGGUGCUGAAAGCCACAUCUGGUGCCAAUCCCUCGGGGGCACGGGCCGAGUUUUGGAAGCUUCGGGGCCUGCGGGGAGCCAAGAAGAUGCUGCGGAAGAGCCGGGAGGACCUGUCUGCCCUCACAAAGCAGGGCCGCUACCCGCCAUACGAGCAGGUGGUCCUGAAGGAAGCCAGCUUCAAGCGGCCAGUGGUGAUCCUGGGCCCCAUCGCAGACAUUGCCAUGCAGAAGCUGAGCAUGGAGCUGCCUGAGUUGUUUGAGAUUGCCCCGAGCAUGCCCCGAGAUGGGGCAUCAUCCAAGGUCAUCAAGUUGGAUUCGGUGCGGCAGAUUGCGGAAAAGGACAAGCACGCCUUGCUGGACAUCACGCCUUCGGCUGUGGAGCGCCUCAAUUAUGUGCAGUACUACCCGGUGGUGGUGUUUUGCGAGCCCGAGAGCCGGCAGGGCAUCAAGGCCAUGCGCCAGUGGCUGGCACCUGACUCCCGGAAAAGCUCCCGGCGCCUCUACGCCCAGGCCAGCAAGAUGAAGAAGCACUGCAGCCACCUCUUCACCGCCACCGUCAGCCUCAGCGGCAGUGGAAAUGCCUGGUACGAGGCGAUCAAGGACAUCAUCACGACACAGCAGAGCCAGCCUGUCUGGACAGCAGCAGAGCAGGCAGAUGUGGCACUGGAGGACAGCCUGGACCUGAAAAAAGCGGCCUCGGGCUACCUGACCUGCGACAGUCGUGCCAACAGUGACUACGAUGACACAGACGGCGAGGCGGGCGCCUACACCGACGGCGAGGUGGAGGACGCCUAUGACCAGCCCGGGCUGUCGCGCUCCUCUGAGCCAGCACAGAUGUCCCCAAGCCACAGCGUGAGCGAGCACAUGGAUCCCCCCAUACCGACACUCGAGCAGCAGCGGCAGGGCCAGCGCUAUGACAGCAUCAGGGAAUACGAGCACGACGCUGUGAGGAAGAGGUUCACACGGGCCAGGGAUGAGUCAGACGAGGAUGAAGGCUACGAGUGGGGCCCAGCCACAGAUGUGUAG
Molecule: messenger RNA, 2718 nt
Organism: Mesitornis unicolor (brown roatelo)
Lineage: Eukaryota; Metazoa; Chordata; Aves; Mesitornithiformes; Mesitornithidae
Gene: TJP3
Product: tight junction protein 3
Biological process (GO): protein localization to cell-cell junction; positive regulation of blood-brain barrier permeability; cell-cell junction organization
Cellular component (GO): plasma membrane; bicellular tight junction
Molecular function (GO): cell adhesion molecule binding
Source: RefSeq, a predicted model, not a curated record